GUGCUGGCGGCAGAACUCUGCGCCAUGAAUCCAGAAGAACAGAUUGUGACGUGGCUUAUUUCACUAGGAGUCUUAAAUUCCCCUAAGAAAAUUGUAGAUGAUCCAGAGGGGUUCCUGAAAACUUCUCUGAAAGAUGGAACCGUGCUUUGCAAACUCAUUAAUCGGCUUCUUCCGGGAUCUGCAGAAAAGUAUUGCCUGGAGCCUAAAAAUGAAGCUGAUUGCAUCAGUAAUAUUCAAGAGUUCUUGAAAGGCUGUGCACUUCUGAAAGUGGAGGUGUUUGAUCCACAUGAUUUGUACACUGGAGAUCAGUUCUCCAAGGUCCUGAGCACAUUAACAGCUGUAAAUAAAGCUACUGAAGAUCAGCUGUCAAAAGGGCCAUGUUCACAUCUGCCCUCUGUUAACUCUGUGGCUGGAGACCCCCCGAGUGACUCCAACGGCACAGCUUCCCAGGCAGCACGGCUGUUCCGGAGGCAGUCCAAGCCUGUGGAGAUGACCGAGAAUGGCAGUCAUCAGCUGGUGGUAAAGGCCAGGUUCAAUUUUAAGCAGACCAAUGAGGAUGAACUCUCUGUUAACAAAGGAGACAUUAUUUAUGUCACCCGAGUUGAAGAAGGGGGCUGGUGGGAAGGCACCUUGAAUGGAAAAACAGGCUGGUUCCCAAGCAACUACGUCAGAGAAAUCAAACCUACCGAUAAACCACUCUCUCCCAAAGCAUUAAAAGGGCUAGAAAACACUCAGCUGACAAAGAAUUAUUACCCUGUGGUGUUGCAAAAUAUUCUGGAAACAGAACGAGAUUAUGCAAAGGAACUACAGUCACUUCUGGGAACUUACUUAAGACCCCUCCAGUCUUAUGAUAAGCUCAGUGCCGGGGACAUCGCGGCAUUGCUGGGAAACAUGGAAGAAAUCUCUGCUUUUCAGCAAACACUCAACCAAGCCUUAGAAGAAGUUGCAAAGCUCCCUGAGAACCAACAGCGUGUGGGAGGAUGUUUCAUGAACCUGAUGGCCCAGUUCCGCUCCCUGUACCUGACGUACUGUGCUAAUCACCCUUCAGCAGUGAAUGUCCUCACACAGCACAGUGAUGAGCUGGAGAAGUUCAUGGAGAGCCAGGGUGCAGCCAGCCCAGGCAUUCUCAUCCUGACCACAAGCCUCAGCAAACCCUUCCUGAGGCUGGAUAAAUAUGUGACACUGCUGCAGGAGCUGGAGCGGCACAUGGAGGAGGCGCAUGCAGAUCAUGAAGAUGUUUUGAAAGCAGUCACAUCCUUCAAGUCCCUUGUGUCACAAUGCCAGGAGCUGAGGAAGAGGAAGCAACUUGAGCUGCAAAUCCUUUCUGAAUCCAUCCAGCGCUGGGAAGGAGAGGACAUAAAAAUGAUGGGAAAUGUCAUCUACAUGUCCCAGGUUAUGGUGCAGUCUGGGGGAAGUGAGGAGAAAGAGGAGCGGUAUUUCUUGUUAUUUUCCAAUGUUUUACUGAUGCUGUCUGCAAGCCCACGGAUGAGUGGGUUCAUCUAUCAGGGAAAGCUGCCUUUGACAGGAAUGACACUAACAAAGCUGGAAGAUGCUGAUGGGAGUGAGCACAUGUUUGAAAUCACAGGGAAUAUGAUGGAGCGGAUCACUGUGUCCUGUAGCACCAGCCAGGACUUGCAUGAAUGGCUUGACCACUUGCAAAGGCUGACCAAAGGGACAUGCAGCACAGUCUCCAAAACACAGUCCUGGAGCCCACAUUCUACAUUUAGUUCCGCUGGGCAGAUCCGUGGGCCUCUGGAACCCCCCAAAAUCCUCAAGCCCUGGAGCUUGAGCUGCCUCCGUCCUGCUCCUCCACUCAGACCAUCAGCAGCACUGAGUUACAAAGAGAGGAUGUCUUAUAUCUUAAAGGAUUCCAGCAAAAGUCCAAAAACAAUGAAGAAGUUUCUUCCAAAAAGGAAAACUGAGAGAAAACCAUCUGAUGAAGAGUUUGUUAUUCGGAAAAGUACUGCUGCACUGGAGGAGGAUGCUCAGAUCCUGAAGGUGAUUGAAGCAUACUGUACUGGGGCAGGCUUCCAGCAAGCUCUCAGCUCAGGCUCUCGUAAAGACUCCAUCCCCCAAGUCCUUCUUCCUGAGGAAGAGAAAAUCAUCAUAGAGGAAACACGAAGCAAUGGCCAGACAGUCACGGAGGAAAAAAGCCUUGUUGACACAGUUUAUGCACUGAAAGAUGAAGUCAAAGAGCUGAAGCAGGAAAACAAAAGGAUGAAACAGUGUUUGGAGGAAGAGCUUAAAUCCAGGAAGGACUUGGAAAAGCUGGUGAGAAGGCUGCUGAAGCAGACAGAUGAGUGUGGCAGGGAGGACACAGGGCGUAAAUCAUCCCUGAUCGCCUGAAUUCAUGGAGAAGCUGCUGGCAGUGGUGUGUGACCUCAGGUGUAUUUUUGGGAAGUGGAACUGAAUCCUUUGCCUCUUCUUGCUCCUUGUUUUGUUGGUUUGGGGUAUUUUGUUACCAAAAAAAAAAAAAAAAAGGAGGAAAAAAAAAAGAUUUAAAAAAAUUAAUAGAAAAAAAUUGGUUUUCUUCCAUCCAGUAAGGAAAUAAAGCAGAAACAAUCAAUCACAACUGAACCAGUAAGCAAGCGGUCCAUGAUUCACAAUUCAUCUGCAGCAACUAAUACCUCAUUGUACCUGCUACUGGGAGCAAAUACAAACUGCUAGUGAUUGUUGCUCAAAAAAGCUUGGGCAGCAGUUUCCUAGAAGAAGCUUGAGCACUUUUUAAUGCUUUCAUUCUUUCCAAAAGCACCAGUACCUAUUUAUUGAAUGAAAACAUUACUGAGGUGGCAUUGAGCGGAAACCAAAAAAGCACCAUGCUUCUCUUUUCAGAUAAUCACAACUGGGGAAGCUUUUCCCAUCCAUCAUCUUUUUCCCCAUUAGUUGACUGUAGCAAACUAGAGCCCAGCAAUACUGUGGUUCCUGUGGCCUUGAUACUGAUUAAAAUGUGCAAUUAACAUGAAGACGUUUAAACUCCUUGGGGAAACCAGAUCUGGAGCACCUGUCAGAACACAUAGGAAGGUAUUUUGCACAGUGCUGCCUCCUUACAGCUUCUGAUUAGCACAACAGGUAACUGCUGUUCUGCCCCCCAUCCCUUUUUAUGCAUGAUGUAGAAUUCCUACUCCCUGCUUUGUUUUCACAUCGAGUGUCCAGGUAUUCUAGGAGAUUAUAAUUUUGCUGUGCUUCCUCUUGCAGGACAUACUUUUCUUUGUGUGAAAUGUAAACACUGUUUGACAACAAAAAACAACUCCAAAUGUGCUGGUCCCCUACUCCCUUCUGCCCACUUUAUGCUCUCCAUCACUUCUUCCCAAGGAUUGGGAAUGUAGCCAGCAGCUACUUGUGCCCACACAACCCCACAAGGGUUUUCUACUAGGGAAAAGGAACUUUCUUUUGAGAUAGGGAAGGUAUUUAUGCUUUGAGAAGAGCUGGAAUGCUCCUGCAGCAAGGAUGUGCAACACCCUCACAGAUCCCUGCACAGCUCCUCUAACACAGCGCACAGGCAACAUGCAUAUGUAUCAGCUCUCCUAUAUUUGUGUUAUAGUUUAGAACCGAUGUUUUCAUUCCUUCCUUCCUUCCUUAACAGCGUUAUAAAAAUAGCCUUCUGUUAAUGAUGUCUUAUUUAUCUCACAGGGCAGCAUGGUCCCAGGGUGUGCAGAGGCACCACAGCUCAUUACAGUCACACCAUUAUGUUGGUUGUGAAGGACAUAACAGAGGCAAUAAUUACAGCUCUCUCCUUGCCAUUAAAAUUGAGCCAGGACAUUGCAAAUUGUGUUUUGGGAGAUGUAGGCUCCAAAACAUCUCGAAAAGUGUAAUACAAAACCCUCUUUAAGCUAUUUCUAGGGCAAAACAGACGUCUGGCUACAUUUGCCAUCCCCCGAGCAUCCUAGCCGGAUGGCAGCUCCCCACAUCCCUCCCCAGCCACACAGUUGAGUGGUUCAGUCAGCAGUCAAGCUCUGCUGUACUUGUGAAUCGUUUUCCAGGAGCAGGACCUUUGCUGCACUUACUGCUGCUUGGGGAGGCCAUGCCCAGACCCUUUGGGUACUGCCUGGCCCAAGCUGGGAUGGGGACUAGGCUGCUGCCAUGCAGAACAAACCAAGGGCCACUAACACUCCAGGGAGAGGGUGGAAAUGUGUCCUCACUGCCCCUAGGCUCAGUUGAAACCCGUGUUAUGUACAUAUGCAUGUUUGUGAAACGUAAUAUGAUGGAGGGCACACUGGGACUUUUUAGAUCAAGCAUUUGUCAAGAGCUAGAAGCCAAAAAAAGACAAGAAAAUAAAAUAAAAAGGAAAAGAAGCCAUGCCAGAUGGACAGCAAUGUUUCCAUAUUUACUUUGUUUACAGUGCUUUGUAAAUAGGUUCCAGUGAGUCUAUCUUUAGAUGGAUGUUGUGUCAGCUGCCUUCCAGUGUAUCUUUGUCAUGUAGGUUUAUUUACUGUAAACUACUUAUGCAAGUUCAACUUUUCUAACAUGUUUUUAUUUUGAACAGUUUUUUAAUUGACAUUUUCAACAAAUAAAGAAGGAUAAAAGUC
This is a messenger RNA of Catharus ustulatus (Swainson's thrush), 4526 nucleotides long. RefSeq names its product Rac/Cdc42 guanine nucleotide exchange factor 6 (gene ARHGEF6). The transcript is spliced from 22 exons. NCBI's taxonomy places the organism in Eukaryota, Metazoa, Chordata, Aves, Passeriformes, Turdidae. Gene Ontology annotation, biological process: intracellular signal transduction. Gene Ontology annotation, molecular function: protein binding; guanyl-nucleotide exchange factor activity. Bases 25 to 2346 code for a protein of 773 amino acids. The record is from RefSeq and is a predicted model, not a curated record.